Molecule: messenger RNA, 5906 nt
Organism: Lineus longissimus
Lineage: Eukaryota; Metazoa; Nemertea; Pilidiophora; Heteronemertea; Lineidae
Product: cadherin-like and PC-esterase domain-containing protein 1
Exons: 9
Coding region: 2381-3940 (519 amino acids)
Source: RefSeq, a predicted model, not a curated record
UGGAGCAAGACCAGCGGAUAUCGACCAAAGUCAAUGAAUGUCAGUCGCGCUCGAGACAAGAAUCGUCGCUCCUCUGAUCUACUUAAACGUUGAUCAGCGAAGAGGGAUUCUCUCGAAAUUGUGCGACAUCUUACUUGUUCGUCGACGAGGACUCAUACUUACCGAUAUCAAGUGGCCCGAAUACUUAUCAUACUUGUGGAUUCAAAGCAAGAAGUACAAAACAAUAGUUCUUCUCGAUUCCGUGAUUUGCGAAUUGGUGUAAAACACACGCAGAUGAUCCUGAUAACUUUGAAGGACCUGUUGUGUGCCUGUCCUAAGUGCCGCUCGUUGCGGAGUGUGACGCCUGGAGUACUCUGAAGGACCAUUCAUAAGUUUCUAAGAUCAACGUAAUGAUUGGUGUCAGAUGGAUUCUGAUGUGGUGUGCUAGCUUUUGGGAAUAAGACUUGAACGUAUAUCAUGAUAAUUCAUCUUUCAUGACAGGAGACAGGAGUUUGUGAAUGAACAGUGUGAUUUGCAAAAAGUACAAUCGACUUCCAAGGGAUAUUCCAUGGCAAAUUAGUCUGGUUGUUGCCUGUCGCUAGUAUGGAACAUCACGAUGUCUUACAUUAACGGCAAAUCAUGAAACGUAAAACUGCAACUUACUGAACUUAAAUGAGGAACGAUGCAUCAAAAUUACAACCAACUUAGCUAAUAUUGGAACGACAUUAAAGGAAGGAAAGUUGGAACUGAACGUGCAAGUGAACCUACAAACUUUAUAAACGUAUAAAUGACAAGCUGAAGUUAUUCGCCAACGAAGUGGAAGACGGUGGAAUACAGUCAUGUCAAUCGAAUCUUAGUGCUUUCUGGGCCAGGUGAGAGGUGGCAGAUAAAAAAUUUACGGCGUAACAGAAAGGAAUGCCUUGGUUUCACCUCGUCCCUUACCAUUCAACAAGCAUUACUUCAGGUACCGGGCUCCCACGCUUCCCAAGUCUGAUUAAUCGUUUUCCUGGAACGCCAGCUGCGUUUUGAUCCCCAGGGGUAGGGUCUCGUUUGCAAGGAUCAGAGGCUAUACGCUUGCUAUAAUCUCACGGACUUCUCUUGUUAUUGAGUGGAACGCAAGGACUUCGUUCUCAUCAAAACGGAUCGAUAUACUCGUGCCGUUAUUGGCUGUUGAGGAAUUGAAUAGCACUCCAACGGGUUUCUUUUCUCGCUGGUGGACGGCCACGAGCGGCGCAGGGUAUACACAUAGACGCAACUCUUGCGCUGUAACAUUGGGUGUUACUACAAAUCGGAGAGGUGUCAGAAUUUUAAUAAAACGUUAAAUCUAACAGAACAUAUAAGACUACUAUACCAUUGCCCGGAGAGGAUCCAGGAGCAUCAAAUACUUGAAAAAUUGCCCUGUCUCAUUCCGGAACAGAAACCUGGUACAUGUUAGCGUCUGUCUCGCCAGAAAAGUUUUUGGAAGUAGUCAAGGUGAAGUUGCCGCUAUCUCAUUAACACAAUGUGGAUGUGUUUGUUUUGUCAACAAGACGGCCAAUCUACGAUCUUUUUCAAGGAGCCACCUCUUUAGAAUCUAUGUUUCUUCGUCUGCUCGGCAAAGGAGCGCAGACGACAGACGUGAUCGAUCAGUUGUUUGGUGCUCAACCUUGUCUGCCGUAGGACAGCUUUGCCGGUGUCGUCGGAAGCGUGUGACGCGGAGAGGAUAUUCCGGUUCAUGUGUUCAUAUCACCACAGUAUUCAAGGGAGCAUGGAUGUACCGUUGGAAAUUCUUACUACAUUGAAUACCUGGGUAUAAAUGAUCAGUGACUGAUGGAACUACCAGAAUGACCUCGGAUAUUGGAUUCUAACGACAGCGCAAGCCCUGCAAAUCGCUGACACCGAUCACAUCUUAAAUCAAACUUUAUGGACAACACGACGCUUCCACAUUGCUGAUAAACAUAUUUGUUGAUUCCUGUGUAAAAAUGGUAGCAAUCUUACUAAGCACAUAAACUCAAUUCUUCCAUACAGUACCGUCCGAGAUAGCUUAGCCAAUACGAGUACAUCUGACACCUAUUGACAUUGCUAUUGAUUGCUGAAGUAUAUAAUAGAGGAUGUGAUUUAUAAAAUGAUUUUGACUCUGUCAACGAACUCAUAUCCGUAUCUGAUGAAGACAUUUCCAGGGUUACUAGCUUAGUUAUAUUAUCAACACCGGUGCUAAGAAGGCAUCCACAGACCCCGCUGGUAAUACCUAUAGGAAAUCGUAAAAUACGGAUACAGUGACUCUGUAAUUCGACACAUGCGAUUCUUGGCAGAAGACAGCUAGUUGUUAUAAAGGAUUAGUUGAUGAGAGAAAUGAAUAUAUCUUGCUUGGGAUGAUCGGGCCCGUUGGACACGUUGUCGGUCUUGGUGAGGAUGCCCGACCAUGAUGUUGGGUCCAUUCGGUUCGCGUCAGAUCACCCUGCACAGAUGGGUCUUCACUGUCCUAGUCACGAUGACUGGCUGUGUAAUCGUGCUCAAUAUACUAUCAUCGCCUAGCUUCUCACUGGAUUACAGCCCCGGUGGCAUUCAGCAUGACAGACUGCAGAAGGGCACUUAUAACACUGCGCUCAGAUGGAGACUUGCCGAGGCUAUGAAAAAUCAAUGUCGUGAUGACGUCACACCGUAUUUAGGAGGAGUUAUAUUCCAACCAGAUGUAACUCUAUCCCCAAAAUUCAACAAGUACAUCUCCGAAUAUAGGACCACAGUUACCUACACCACAUAUCAUAUCAAAGUCUGGGCGAUACCGGAGAGCUGCGCAUGCUCAGCGAGGUUAGACAGUCGCCAUGGACCAACAAGGCCGACCAACUACAGCCUCGGACUUGGCGAUAAUAAGAUCACUUACUUCGUCGUUACGAACACGGCUGGUGACGACAGGAGAGUUCUGAAGGCCUACACGCUCCACAUUUACAGGCCCAGCAAGACGGACGGCUCAACAAAGGUGCUAGAUCGAUCACAUCAAGUCUGCGGACUGGUUCAGGACUGUGAUUUGAAAUACCUCCCCAACAUCGAAUGCGGCUUAUACAAUGAUACUCACCUCAAAGACUGGUCGGAUGCAGAAAAUGUGAUACAGCGCCUUCCAGUGUGCAAGACAGGGUUCGAACAAGGGCGGUGGUUGGUGCCGUGUGGUCGUUGUGAUGAUGCCAGUAGCUGUGACUGGACGGUUGGACUGUGGCAGCCCUUCUCCUGCAGGCAUCCAACGAAACCACGCGACGAAAUUAGAGAGGAGUUCGCUGGAAAAACAAUUCUGUUCCUGGGCGACUCCACCAACCGAGGUAUGAUGCAUUACAUGAUCGAGCAGCUCAACAUAACUCUGACAGAAUGGGACAAAACACAUGACAUAAAGAUCUACAACAAUGUUAAUAGAGGGCGUACUAGGUUUACAUUUGCAUACUAUCCCCAGUUUUGGCUUGCCAAUGAAAAGAGACCGAACUUUGAAGAAGCUCUCGAACAACUUAUAGCUAAAUCCGAGCCCCUUCAAAACAAUUCCAAUACAGUGCUGGUGGUCGGUGGUGUCCAGUGGUUGACCAGCAAUCACAUCAAGUCCUUGGCCGCGACAUUAGACAAGUUGGGACUGUCUGGUGUCCGUGUCAUGAUCAAAUCAUUCGGGGCAGGGUUUCACCAGCCAGUCGAUGGUAUGAGAAGCUUGUUACUGAGUGAGUUUACGGUGCUAAAUAGGGUGAAUACUGCUCUAGUCCAGACUGCAUCCAGCCAUAACUAUGAUGUGAUAGACACUUUUCCGAUUACCAUGUCAAGGUUCAAGGACUUCAUGCAAGGAAAAUGUGCUUGCCACUUCCAUAAGAUUCGAGAGCUGACUGAUGAAGGGUUCCUCAUUCCAGAGGGCAUGCGUGUUGGUACGACAACCGGGAGAUAUCACGUUGAAGGAGAAAUAAACAAACUCUGUUCAGAGAUGUUGAUCAAUAGUAUAUGUUCAGAGAAUAGGUGACGAAAUCGAAAAUAAGAGUAUUUUUAUUCGUAGGAAUAUCAAUUAGAAAAAGGAGAUCGGUUUUACGAUUGACGAUUUUCGCCAAAUUGAGUACCAGGCCGCCGCAUAUCAAAAUGUGCGAGGUGGUAGUUCAACCAUGGGCUGGGCAAUAGGACUUCCACAGCUGCAGCUUGGUGAGGCGGAUGAACCGACAGGGCUUGUAGCUUGUAAAUGCAAAGUACUUGGGCAUCUAAAUCGAUCAUAAACAAAAAUGAUUAUUACACUCGAAAAGUUUAUUAGUAAAAAUAACCAGAGUGAAUUCUGGAAGUUCAUUUUGCACACUGUGAAAUUAGUGAAAUAGUAUUGAAUAUAACCAGUAAAUAGCUGUUUUUGGUCAAAAAAGGAGUAAAUAACUACCAUUAAAAUUAAUUUGAAAUUGUUAAAACAACACAUUUCACAGUCGGUGCUAUAGGAUAAUCAGAAUAGUCUAUGAAAUAGUUAUUUCCACUAAUCAAUUUGAAGAGGGUAAGGUUGUGAGAGGAAAAGAUUUGAAAAUAGCAAAUAAAGUUAUCAUGCAUACAGUACCAUACCGAAAAAACAAAACAAAACACAAGAAACGGAAUUUAAAAAAGGUACAACAUUGGCGAUUCAUAGUUUUACCUCAUGCGCAGUGAACACGUGUAUAACGCGUAUAAUUCUGUUCUGUAUCCGGUUGAGACAAUUCAUUGUACUCCUCCACGUACAACCAGCUUCGGCUUAGAAGAAUGUCAGAACACACGCAUAAUUCGUGUAUUUUUAUUGUUAAGAGCGGUGUACGCGUUGGGGUGUAAUACAGGUCGUCCUCGUGAAUACCGGUAUCGGGUGACAUUUUGAAGAGGCCUCUUGGGGUGCCAUAUAUUGCAUGUAUUAUAACUGGCUAUUUAUACUCCAUGAACUCCGUGUUAAUGUUUUUGUAUGCACAGGUCGUCACAGUCAUUGGCUGAAGAUCUGUAAGCCUCACCAGCGGGUAUUUCUAAUGUUUUGUUAGUCAAUGGGUGAUAUGAAUAAAGACUAGCAAAUGCUUUUACUUCAAUUGUGUACAGAAAGACCUAGUGUAAAUGUACAUGGAGUUUUAGAUAAAAGCAUUUGCUAGUCUUUAUUCAUAUCACCCAAUGUUUCAGGGCGGUAUGGGGAGCGGCGCUUUGCAUAUUGUGCAUGACAAGUCACAAUAAAGGGACCAGAGCCGACUUUCAUUAUCAGAGAGGAUAGGCUACCGGUGUACAAGGGGACAUCCCGUAUAUACUAUACUGUAUCAGCUUACAUUGUGUGGAAGACGUUUGACUGUCGAUGUCAGCCAAAAAUAUUUUAUAAUGAAACAGUUUUGAUAUACAAUGCAAUUUAAAAAGUCUCUACGGGGGAUAGCUACAUGUAUUUCAUUGAAUCAUUAUGUUUUUAUUUGUACAAGAAUAACUACUGUUUUAUAGAUAACACCGUGAUGUUUCUUUUGUUAAAGACAUUAUUUUGAGUGAAAAGUUAUCUUUUGUGAGUUUCCGGUAAUUCGAUAGACCAACGAGGCUUUAGUUAUUUAAGUUGCUGGGGAGCUCUUCAUCUCGAAGUAGACCAUAUAAUAAGCCGACAUUCGGCAUGUUUCUCUCCGUGGCCGGCAAUAUUCAUAUAACGUCCCUAUACAACAGGAGAUUCCCACCGAUGGGUGCUUAGAAAUCCAUGAAACUAGUUUUACAUAUUCCCAAGCAGACUCGACCACAAAAUGAUAUGAGUCGAAACAUGAUAUUGUGCCGUUUACAUGCACUUUAAGCUCCAGGGAUACCAGUAUCAAGAACUACUACAUUUGUGGGCCACCAAAGGCUAUGAAUAGUAGUGAUGGUUGCUCCCUAUGAAUGUUGAUAAAUUCGUUCAAACAUUUUGGGAAAGUUCUGUUUAAAACUGUUUACUCGGAAAUAUACAUGUAUAAUUUGCACUACAACGACACGGAAUAACAUAAAAUUUG